AUGUCUCACGGACCACCUCAACCUCCACUAGCCAAUAUGUUUGGCUUGGGGCCCCAGGACGCUUUCUCUGCCUUUGAUGCUAUGGCCGAAGCCGACCCCAACAUCAUGUCGUCCCUUUUGGACCCUACAGUGUACGGGAGCUUUGACGCCAUGUCCAUGAACAUCGACAACCCCGCCGACGAUAACGCUUUAUCCGCCUUCAACUUCAGCAACACCCCCGUACCCGACGGCCUUAUCGACGACAACAAUUCCAUGAACAAUAGCUAUUCAAACAAUGGCGACGAAUCUACAGGCGUCGCUGGUGCGGGGCCUCCGCCUGUUGGUGGUAUUUCCUCGCAGGCUCUGCAGCAAGCCGGGAGCACCCUUACCGAGUUCACAAAGAGGCGGAAUUGGCCCGCCAAGGUCGUCGAAGAGCUCAAGGACUUUCUCCAAAUACUCGACGCCAACGGUCGCAUACGCUAUGUGUCGCCCAACAUCUUAACCCUGACCGGGUACUCGGCCGAAGAGAUCAUCGACACUUUUCUCAAGGAUCUCGUCCACCCAGACGAUGUUGGUGUUUUCGUCGCCGAACUUAACGAAUCCAUUGCCUCCGGCAAUCCCUUGCGCUUAUUCUUUAGGUUCAAGAAGAAAGACGGGAAAUACACCAUCUUUGAGUCAGUCGGCCAUGCCCACAUCGCCGCCGCCAAGUUUGCGCCGAACCCGCACAACCAGUCUCCCUUCUGUCAGGCCGUGUUCAUGAUGUCGCGCCCCUACCCUACAAAAAAUGCAGGGCUUCUAGACUCAUUCCUGGAACACAAAAUGGAGAACGAGCGAUUGAGGAGGCGCAUCGCCGAGCUUCGCAGGGAGGAGGAAAUGGAAAAUGAAGAGUCGCAGAAGCAGUGGCAACAAAGCCAGGAGGGCAGGUCAGAUGUAACGCCAUCGGAAACCACAAUGACAACCUCCGUGGCGAGCGCAUCUCGCGCCGCUGACAGCUCGAAUGACAAGACGUCCGCUCUGAAUGUCGCACUCACCCAAGAGGCUCUGGAAGGUGUAGCAGGAAGCCGUCCGGACUCGCUGAAAGAAAAAAUGGCCCGGUAUGAGGGCGCUUCGCACACAGACACUAUCGAAAUGUUGACCGGUUUGAGAUAUAUCGAGGGAGAAAGAAGUCGCGGCAUCACGACAGGGAACGCAAGCCCAACCCUCAUCAAAGGCGACGCCGGAAUCGCUAUCCCCCUUGACAGGGAUCCUCGAACAGGCGACAAGAAGAAGAAGCUCAAGACUUCAGAAGAAUACGUCUGCACUGACUGUGGUACUCUCGAUUCACCGGAAUGGCGCAAAGGCCCAAGUGGUCCCAAGACGCUGUGUAACGCUUGUGGUCUCAGAUGGGCCAAGAAGGAGAAGAAGAACCGGCACGGAAAUAAUGCAUCUGGCUCGCUGGCAGUUGAACGUUCAACAGUUCAGAGCUGA
Messenger RNA from Colletotrichum truncatum, 1446 nucleotides. Its product is annotated as GATA zinc finger. Lineage: Eukaryota; Fungi; Ascomycota; Sordariomycetes; Glomerellales; Glomerellaceae. The record is from RefSeq and is a predicted model, not a curated record. Gene Ontology annotation, molecular function: protein binding; sequence-specific DNA binding; zinc ion binding. Gene Ontology annotation, biological process: regulation of DNA-templated transcription.